This is a messenger RNA of Harpegnathos saltator (Jerdon's jumping ant), 1311 nucleotides long. RefSeq names its product coiled-coil domain-containing protein 97. Lineage: Eukaryota; Metazoa; Arthropoda; Insecta; Hymenoptera; Formicidae. The coding region runs from base 146 to 1273 and encodes 375 amino acids. The record is from RefSeq and is a predicted model, not a curated record. The transcript has 4 exons.
UUAAUUAUUUAAUUCUCUAUUUAUCAGUAGCAUAAACGCUACUAACAAUGACAAAUUAAAAUAAAAAAGAACCAAAUAAAUAUUGCAGCACGCCAGUGUAGUGCGUAUAUCAUACUCUGUUCGAUUUCUUGAAUUUACAUUGUGAAUGAUGAGCGAGAUUGAAACUCAGAAGGAAAACAUAAUGGAAGUUAAGAAAGAUGCGUCAUAUAAUGAGAGCAAAGAUAGCAAUAACAAACAAAGUAUAAACGCAACACCUGAUAAUCUUGAAGAAGAAAUGCUAAAUUAUGUAGCUAGUAGUACAGCAAUUUUCAAAAGUCAACAAAAGGAAGAAGCUGAAUUGACAUUUGAAGAGAAAUGUGUCAUAGCUAAGAAACUAUUGGAAAAGAAUCAUUGCUUGUUCUUGUCUAAGUUCGGGCAUUAUCUAAAGGAAGAACAUUUAGAAUAUUUUAGCAAAAACAAAGAUUAUGAGAUAACCUUUCAUAUAAACAGGUUACGGAGAUAUUUUAAUAAUUUAACACGGCAUGUUGAUGUUAGGAAUAGAAGGUAUGAAGCUAUGAAGAUACUGAUAGAGAAGGGCGAGUACUUUAGUGAAUGUGAAAUGAUGAAAAGAAACCCCUUAUUAUAUGAGCAUUUAGUAGGACAAUAUUUGACAGAGGCCGAGAAGAAAGCUAGAGACAGUAUUGACACACACAAUAUAAAUUAUGUGGAUAUACUUAUGGAAACUAUUGAGAGAGAUAAACUGCAAAAAUAUCUGAAAUGUCAACAAAAGGAAGAGGAUAGUGUUCGAGAGGAGAAUGAUUCUGAUGAUGACAAUGAUGAUAAUGAUAAUGAUGGGAGUGUCACAUCCAAGACUAGCAGUUUUAAUGAACAGACUCGUUUUCAUUGGGGUGCAUGCUUAAAUGAAACAAUAGAUGACGAUGAUAAGAACAAAGAUAAGAUAUUACAAAAUAGUAAAAUACAACACAAGAUAUCAAAUGAAGAAAUACAAUUAUUUAGACAAGAAUUUCUUACAAACAUGUAUCAAAGUUUCCUGGAUGGUAACGAUAGAAAUUUUGACUAUAGCACUGUGGAUGACAAUGAGGUUUAUGAUAAUAUUAAAUUGAGAAAUCAAGAUGAGGAAGAAAAAUACUUUGAUUCUGAAUCCCCUAAAACUGUACUUUCACAUAAUGAGAGUAGUGACCGUAGCGAAUCUGAAGAUGAGCUGGAUGCAUAUAUGAAAACAUUAAAGGAACAGACUCCUACAAAUCCACAUUCGUUGGAUAAUCUGACAUAGCACUGUAUAUAUUGGGUUACAAUAAAUUUAUUUGUAUA